Molecule: messenger RNA, 2094 nt
Organism: Pyrus x bretschneideri (Chinese white pear)
Lineage: Eukaryota; Viridiplantae; Streptophyta; Magnoliopsida; Rosales; Rosaceae
Product: T-complex protein 1 subunit zeta 1-like
Exons: 15
Coding region: 154-1761 (535 amino acids)
Biological process (GO): protein folding
Cellular component (GO): chaperonin-containing T-complex
Molecular function (GO): ATP-dependent protein folding chaperone; ATP hydrolysis activity; ATP binding
Source: RefSeq, a predicted model, not a curated record
CCACGCUCUGGGAUUCAUAAAACUGUACAGUUUUGGAGCUUCUACUUGUUCUCGAACUCUCAUAAGUUUUCAAAAACUCGCAUUCUCUUACUCUCUCCGCCACUUGGAUUUCAUCUGAGCAGAAAAAGGAGAAGGAGAAGGAGAAGUAAAAGGAUGUCGAUUCGAGUGCUGAAUCCGAAUGCGGAGGUGCUGAACAAAUCGGCGGCGCUGCACAUGAACAUCAACGCCGCCAAGGGCUUGCAGGACGUUCUCAAAACCAACCUCGGCCCCAAGGGCACCAUCAAAAUGCUUGUUGGUGGAGCUGGCGACAUUAAGCUCACAAAGGAUGGUAACACUCUGCUCAAAGAAAUGCAAAUUCAGAACCCAACAGCAAUUAUGAUUGCAAGGACCGCUGUUGCCCAAGAUGACAUAAGCGGAGAUGGCACCACCUCUACUGUCUUAUUCAUUGGCGAGCUUAUGAAACAAUCAGAGCGAUACAUUGAUGAAGGGAUGCAUCCCCGUGUCCUAGUUGAUGGUUUUGAGAUUGCCAAAAGAGCAACGCUUCAGUUUCUUGAGAAAUUCAAAACUCCUGUUGUGAUGGGCAAUGAGCCCGACAAAGAGAUUCUGAAAAUGGUAGCAAGGACAACAUUGCGAACAAAGUUAUAUGAAGCAUUGGCGGAUCAAUUGACCGACAUAGUUGUUAAUUCGGUUCUUUGCAUUCGAAAACCUGAGGAACCCAUUGAUCUGUUUAUGGUGGAGAUUAUGCACAUGCGACACAAAUUUGAUGUAGACACACGUUUGGUUGAGGGUCUUGUUCUGGAUCAUGGUUCUAGGCAUCCUGAUAUGAAGAGGAGAGCAGAGAAUUGUUACAUCUUGACAAGCAAUGUAUCUUUGGAGUAUGAUAAAAGUGAAGUAAACUCAGGCUUUUUCUAUUCAAAUGCGGAGCAGCGAGAAGCAAUGGUUUUAGCUGAAAGGCGUCAGGUUGAUGAAAGAGUUAAAAAAAUCAUUGAACUGAAAAAUAAGGUUUGCUCUGGUAAUGAUAAUAAUUUUGUCGUUAUCAAUCAGAAGGGAAUUGAUCCCCCAUCUCUGGAUCUCCUUGCAAGGGCAGGGAUUAUUGCCUUGAGAAGAGCAAAGAGGAGAAAUAUGGAACGGUUGGUUUUGGCUUGUGGCGGGGAGGCUGUGAACUCCGUAGAUGAUCUCACUCCUGAUUGCCUUGGUUGGGCUGGACUUGUAUACGAGCAUGUCCUUGGUGAAGAGAAGUAUACAUUUGUUGAAAAUGUGAAAAACCCCCAUUCUUGCACAAUCUUGAUCAAAGGACCCAAUGACCAUACAAUUGCUCAGAUUAAGGAUGCUGUUCGUGAUGGUCUGAGGGCAGUUAAAAACACAGUUGAAGAUGAAGCUGUCAUCUUAGGUGCUGGAGCUUUUGAAGUUGCAGCCAGACAAUAUCUAGUAAACGAAGUGAAGAAAACUGUUAAAGGGCGCGCUCAACUAGGCAUUGAAGCUUUUGCUGAUGCUCUCCUUGUGGUACCCAAGACACUUGCUGAGAAUUCUGGCCUCGAUACGCAAGAUGUGAUAAUUGCCCUUACGGGAGAGCAUGAUCAGGGAAAUGUUGUGGGACUAAAUCACAACACUGGAGAACCGCUUGACCCACAGAUGGAGGGUAUCUUUGACAACUACUCUGUGAAGCGACAGAUUAUAAACUCAGGGCCUGUAAUUGCAUCUCAACUGUUGUUGGUCGAUGAAGUAAUUCGUGCUGGGCGUAACAUGCGGAAGCCAACUUAAGCUUCAGCGUAUGUUUCUGGCCGUGUGAAGCUUAUCGUCUUGUCUUCGGUGAAUGAUUUGGUUGAAACUACCUUAAUGUAACUGACUGAGGGCGGUAGUGUUGCUGAGGAUUGUUAGAGGAAAUCCGAAUUUGCAUCUGCUCUAGGUUUUUUUCUUGUGAAUGAAGGAUUUCUGUAAUAUAUACAUCUAGUUUGGCUGAAACUUUUCGAGGUUCGCAUUUUCCGCUCGUUUUUGAGGUUGAAUUGGUUCAACCAGGGUGGAAAACAACCGUAUGAUUUUGUUAGCUUCUGUUCUUGAAUUUUCGAUUACUGUACAAUUUUCGAGUUUUUACCA